Engraulis encrasicolus (European anchovy) is the source of this 997-nucleotide messenger RNA. RefSeq names its product TAF10 RNA polymerase II, TATA box binding protein (TBP)-associated factor (gene taf10). The record is from RefSeq and is a predicted model, not a curated record. Lineage: Eukaryota; Metazoa; Chordata; Actinopteri; Clupeiformes; Engraulidae. Gene Ontology annotation, biological process: transcription initiation at RNA polymerase II promoter. Gene Ontology annotation, cellular component: SAGA complex; nucleus; transcription factor TFIID complex. Gene Ontology annotation, molecular function: promoter-specific chromatin binding; RNA polymerase II general transcription initiation factor activity. The transcript is spliced from 5 exons. The coding region runs from base 199 to 771 and encodes 190 amino acids.
ACGGAAGUACAGAGAUUGCCAUUUCAGAGCAUAACAAUUCGGCCAGCGGAGUCAUUCCUCUGCGAGCUCUGUCUUGGUAGUUUUGUCAUCGUUGGCGAUAUAUUUCUCAUGCAGCACAACUAAACCUGUUUUACAAGUGCACUUGGCUUCUAUUUUCACUUGUGUUUCCCGCCUAUCUGCCCCCGCGAGCUUGUUAUCAUGAAUGUUGACACAUCGCAGCCCGCCAGUACUGGAGGAGCGACCGCAUCCAGCACUUCGGCAUCUAGUGGCGCCACUAACUGCAUCACACUGAGCAACAACGCCGCAUCCAGUGUCAGUAGCAUACCCUCUAUUGGAGCCAGCAAUGUUCCCACCUCUGCUGCCAUGGCGACGCCCUCUGCUGAGUCCUCGGUGUCUAACGGUGUUUACAUGCCGGGGGUUGCCAACGGCGACGUGAAGCCCGCCAUCUCGACCACGCCCCUCGCAGACUUCCUCAUGCAGCUGGAGGAUUACACACCCACGAUCCCUGAUGCGGUGACGGGCUACUACCUGAACCGCGCCGGCUUUGAAGCCUCCGACCCCCGAGUUAUCCGGCUGAUCUCGCUGGCCGCUCAGAAGUUCAUCUCGGACAUCGCCAUCGACGCGCUGCAGCACUGCAAGAUGAAGGGCACCGCAUCAGGCAGCUCACGAAACAAGACCAAGGAUAAGAAGUACACGUUGACCAUGGAGGACCUGGCGCCGGCCCUGUCUGAAUACGGAAUCAACGUCAAGAAACCCCAUUACUUCACAUAGAACACACACACACACACACACACACACACACACACACACACACACACACACACACACACACACACACACACACACACACACACACACACACACACGCUCAUAUUCACACACACCCAUGCCCCUACAGCGUUUCUCUUUAGUUAGUGAUUGUAUAUUUCUAUGUAGCGUCUCAUCAUUGUUUUCAUGCGUUUCGGAUGUUUUAUUCUCAAUAAAGGGUUCCAAAGCA